Messenger RNA from Prunus armeniaca (apricot), 1407 nucleotides. The record is from the annotation of a GenBank genome assembly. Lineage: Eukaryota; Viridiplantae; Streptophyta; Magnoliopsida; Rosales; Rosaceae.
AUGGUGUCUGGCAACUCUUCUAGUGAAUCUGAGCUUGUGAAUUUGAUGGCUUUGUCACCAUUGGAUGGUCGGUAUUGGGGUAAAGUCAAGGACUUGGCUCCUUACAUGAGUGAGUAUGGUCUGAUCUACUUCCGUGUUCUAGUUGAGAUCAAAUGGUUGCUAUGGCUUUCACAAAUUCCUGAAGUCACAGAGGUACCCACCUUCAGUGAAAAUGCUCGGUCUUAUUUGCAAGAAAUGAUUGAUGGAUUUAGUUACAAUGAUGCAUUAGAAAUAAAGAAGAUUGAGAAAGUGACAAAUCAUGAUGUGAAAGCAGUGGAGUACUUCUUGAAACAGAGAUUCCAAUCACAUCCAGAAAUAGCUAAGGUGCUGGAAUUUUUUCAUUUUGCUUGCACAUCCGAAGACAUCAACAAUCUUGCCCAUGCAUUAAUGUUGAAAGAAGCUGUGAAUAGUGUCAUAUAUCCUGUCAUGGAUGAUUUGGUUGAGGCAGUAUGUAACAUGGCCAAGGACAAUGCUCAUAUUUCUAUGCUCUCUCGUACUCAUGGACAGCCUGCUUCACCCACAACUUUGGGAAAGGAAAUGGCAAAUUUUGCAGUCAGAUUAAGCAGAGAAAGGCACGAGAUCUCUCGGGUGGAAAUAAUGGGAAAAUUUGCUGGUGCUGUUGGAAAUUACAAUGCUCAUCUUGUCGCAUAUCCUGAUAUUAAUUGGCCCCAAAUUGCUGAAGAGUUCCAGUUCAACAAUAUAUUGAUCGACUUUGAUAGAGAUAUAUGGGACUACAUAUCUGUAGGUUAUUUUAAGCAGACAACAAAGGCUGGUGAGAUUGGGUCUUCAACAAUGCCUCACAAGGUGAACCCUAUUGAUUUUGAAAACAGUGAAGGUAACCUUGGUGUGGCUAAUGGCAGUUUUUAUCAUCUGAGCAUGAAGUUGCCAAUUUCGCGUUGGCAGCGUGACUUGACGGAUUCAACUGUUUUAAGGAACAUGGGUUUAGGAUUAGGGCAUUCUCUUCUUGCCUACAAAGCACACUUCAGGGAAUAUCAAAGCUUCAGGUCAAUGAAGACAGUUAUGCGAAGAUAUGGUGUUCCUGAGCCCUAUGAAAAGUUGAAGGAACUAACCAGAGGAAGAGCAGUAACCAAGGAAAGUAUAGUAGAUUUUAUACAAGGUUUGGAGUUACCUAAUGAAGCAAAGUCCAAUCUACAAAAGUUAACACCGCAUAGUUAUGUUGGAGCAGCUGUUGAAUUGGCUAGGACAGUAGACAUAGCCGUGAAGGUGGUAGCUAAUGAAAGAGGGCCUUCAAUCAUUUUUGCUGCAGUGGCUGAGAAUGGGAAACUCCAGCAUGAACUCGAUGUUAAUGUUUUGCGUUACGAGGGAGUGAGGCUUCGUGAGCUGUUUGUGAUGAAAAUAAUUGAUUGA